Oldenlandia corymbosa var. corymbosa is the source of this 7538-nucleotide messenger RNA. NCBI's taxonomy places the organism in Eukaryota, Viridiplantae, Streptophyta, Magnoliopsida, Gentianales, Rubiaceae. The record is from the annotation of a GenBank genome assembly.
GUCCGAACCAAAAAAAUUCAACCCAGAAAAAAAAAAAAAAAAUUCCAGCCGGAAGGCAACUGUAAUCUGUAAAUUUGUAAUCAAAAUCUAAGCAGCAAAACGGUGAAGUCACUGAAGAUAGUGACAGCAAAACAACAACUUUCCUUUAACAAAUUUCAUCCAUCUCUGAAAUUUUCAAGCUCUGUGUUUUUUUUUUUUCUUUUUGGGCAAAAAAAUUUCCAGUGAAACCCAAACUGUCGGUGGACCAUUGGAAGAGAUUACUACAAUACAGCCAUCCAAAGGCACCUUCAUUCCUUUGAUCUCUUCCUCUUCUCUCUCUCUCACACACACACACACUCGCAGACACACAUGGUUCUUGUCGCUUUUCUUCUCUUUCUUCCAGAGCGCGUGUAAAUUCUGUCACUCUUAUUGGGUUGUCAUUUUAUUAAACUUCUAUCAAUUCUAUUCAAUCAAAUUCAUUUCUUUUUUUGGUGGGUUGUUUUUGUUCCUCCUUCGCUUGUCUACUACGAAACCUCUUUUACUCGAGUUCAUCACAUCACACCCACAGUGUGUGCAAAAUCAAUUACACCCUGAAGAAGGAAAAGGGGGAAACAAGAAAAAGAAGACUGAAAGUUUGUAUCUUGGUCGGUUAAUUGCUACAUUACACACUCCCUUCAUGACCAUUUGAUCUAGAAAAGAAGGCGAAGCUGAGCUAAGUAGUUAGCUUCAGCUGCGAAGUGGGGUGAGUCAGAUCUAAGGUGAAGAUCUCUGGAUCACAGUAAAGCUGGCGGCAACACUUGCUUGGAGGUUUCCUGCCACCAAUGGCAGCAGCCUUCCCUCCGGUGACUUGGAGAGAAAUGGGGAUGUCAAACCCCAAGAUCAAGAGCCCCCAACUCCUCAUUCUCUCAUGAAGAUGGGUUCAAGGGAGCGUAGUAACAUGGAGGAUCCAGAUGGGACACUAGCAAGUGUUGCCCAGUGCAUUGAGCAAUUGCGGCAGAACUCUUCAUCAGUACAGGAAAAAGAACAUUCCUUGAGGCAAUUGCUAGAUCUUAUUCAGUCUCGCGAAAAUGCUUUCAGUGCAGUUGGAUCUCAUUCUCAGGCAGUUCCAGUGCUUGUGUCACUUCUUCGUUCAGGUUCACUUGGAGUAAAGAUGCAGGCCGCUACAGUCUUAUGUUCUUUAUGUAAAGAGAAUGAAUUGCGGGUAAAAGUACUACUCGGAGGUUGUAUACCUCCACUGCUUGGUCUUCUGAAAUCAAGUUCAGCAGAAGGGCAGAUUGCAGCCGCGAAGACUAUACAUGCUGUAUCUCAAGGUGGUGCAAAGGAUCAUGUUGGCUCAAAAAUCUUUUCAACUGAAGGAGUUGUGCCAGUUCUGUGGGAACAACUACAAAAGGGCCUGAAGGCUGGAAAUGUUGUUGAUGACUUACUUACUGGUGCUUUACGAAACCUGUCUACCAGCACAGAGGGAUUUUGGCCAGCCACUGUAGAAGCUGGAGGAAUUGAUAUACUUGUGAAAUUGCUAAAAACUGGGCAACCAAGUACUCAAGCUAAUGUAUGUUUUCUCCUGGCAUGUAUGAUGAUGGAAGAUGCAUCAAUUUGUUCCAUGGUCUUGGCAGCAGAAGCUACAAAACAGCUACUCAAAUUACUCGGGCCUGGAAAUGAAGCCUCUGUUAGAGCAGAAGCUGCCGCAGCUCUUAAAUCUCUUUCAGCACAGUCUAAGGAGGCAAGGCGUGAGAUAGCUAAUUGCAAUGGAAUACCUGCUUUGAUAAAUGCUACAAUAGCUCCCUCAAAAGAAUUCAUGCAGGGUGAAUUUGCUCAAGCAUUGCAGGAGAAUGCAAUGUGUGCGCUAGCUAACAUUUCCGGUGGUUUGUCAUAUGUCAUCUCAAGUCUUGGUCAGAGCCUUGAAUCAUGCUCUUCUCCUACACAGGUGGCUGACACACUUGGAGCUUUGGCUUCAGCGCUUAUGAUAUAUGACAAUAAAGCAGAAAACGCAAGAGCUUCUGAUCCUGAGGAGGUGGAGCAGACACUUGUCAAGCAGUUCAAACCUCAAUUGCCAUUUUUGGUGCAGGAGCGUACCAUAGAAGCCCUUGCCAGUUUGUAUGGAAAUUUUGUCCUCUCUAAUAGACUUGCAAAUUCUGAUGCCAAAAGGUUGCUUGUUGGUUUAAUUACCAUGGCAACUAAUGAAGUUCAGGAUGAGUUGAUUAAGUCUCUUCUCAUUCUCUGCAAGGAUGAAGGUAGUUUGUGGCAUGCCCUUCAGGGUCGUGAAGGGAUUCAACUAUUGAUAUCACUUCUUGGUCUUUCAUCAGAGCAGCAACAAGAGUGUGCCGUUGCGUUGCUCUGUCUUUUGUCGAAUGAGAAUGAUGAAAGUAAAUGGGCCAUAACAGCUGCUGGUGGAAUACCUCCACUUGUUCAAAUCCUGGAGACAGGAUCUGCGAAAGCGAAGGAAGAUUCUGCUACAAUACUUGGGAACCUAUGUAACCAUAGUGAAGACAUAAGAGCAUGUGUUGAAAGUGCUGAUGCUGUUCCAGCUCUACUAUGGCUACUAAAGAAUGGUAGCUCUCAUGGAAAGGAGAUUGCUGCAAAGACUUUAAAUCAUUUGAUUCACAAAUCAGAUACAGCUACGAUCAGUCAACUUGCUGCAUUAUUGACCAGUGAGCUACCUGAAUCCAAGGUUUAUGUAUUGGAUGCACUAAAAAUGCUGCUUUCUGUGGCCCCCCUCAAUGAUAUGCUACGAGAAGGCAGUGCAGCAAAUGAUGCAAUUGAGACGAUGAUAAAAAUCUUGGGUUCUAAUAAGGAGGAGACUCAAGCUAAGUCUGCUUCAGCUCUUGCUGGAAUCUUUGAAUUGAGGAAGGACUUGCGUGAAAGCAAUGUCUCUGUUAAGACUCUUUCAUCAGUGAUUAAACUACUCAAGGAAGAAUCAGAUAGCAUCUUAAUGGAGUCUUGUUCAUGCCUUGCUGCGAUAUUUCUUUCAAUCAAAGAGAACCGGGAUGUGGCCACUAUUGCUAGAGAUGUGUUGCCUUCAUUGGUGGUGCUUGCUAACUCUUCAGCCUUGCAAGUGGCUGAGCAGGCUGUAUGUGCUUUGGCAAAUCUUCUUUUGGAUCGUGAAGUUUCAGCCAAAGCUGUUCCAGAAGAAAUAGUGUUGCCUGCUACAAGAAUUUUGCGUGAUGGAAAAACUGCUGGAAAGACCCUUGCUGCAGCAGCAAUUGGCCGACUUCUCCGAGCUCGUCCAAUUGAUCCUUCCUUAACUGAUUGUGUAAAUCGUUCAGGGACAGUUCUCGCUUUAGUUUCUUUCCUUGAAUCUGCAGAUGCCAGUUCUCACGCUAUGUCAGAGGCAUUAGAUGCUCUUGCUUGUCUCUCUAGGUCAGAGGGUGCUAAUGGACGAAUUAAACCUGCGUGCGCUGUGCUUUCAGAGUUUCCAGAUAGCAUAACACCAAUAGUUGUGUGCAUUCCUGAUGCAGCUCCAUCAUUGCAGGACAAAGCAAUAGAAAUAUUAUCAUUACUCUGCCGCGCUCAGCCCAUUGUUCUUGGAAAUGCAGUUGUUUCUGCCCCUGGAUGCAUUUUGGCAAUUGCAGAACGGGUUGUCAAUUCUUCUGAUGCAAGGAUCAAAAUUGGAGGAAGUGCACUGCUCGUCUGUGUUGGAAAAGUAAAUCACCAGAGACUAGUUGAAGAUUUGAAUGUGUCCAGUUUAUGCACCCGACUCAUUCAAUCCCUUGUAGGAAUGCUGAACUCUAUUGAAUCUUCAGAUGAUGAAGAUAAGAGUGGUGAAGAUACCAUAAGCAUUUCCAGGAAUAUUGAAGAUGAAGCAAGUAAUGAAGAAAUGGUGAAGAACACAUCAGUGAUUUCUGGAGUCAACAUAGCAAUCUGGCUGCUUUCUGCUCUUGCUAGCCGUGAUGACAAGUGUAAAAUUCAGAUUAUGGAAGCAGGUGCACUGGAAGUUCUCACUGAUAAAAUCUCCCAGUCUCUCUCACGCUACUCCCAGAAUGAUUUUAGCGAGGACAACAGCAUAUGGAUGUCUGCCUUGUUAUUAGCAGUUCUGUUUCAAGAUAGAGAUAUCAUCAGGGCACAUGCAACAAUGACAGCUGUUCCAGUACUUGCUAAUUUACUAAAAUCAGAGGAGUCAGCUAGUAGGUACUUCGCUGCUCAAGUUAUGGCCAGCCUUGUUUGUCAUGGCAGCCGAGGAACUCUUCUAUCUGUUGCAAAUUCAGGGGCAGCAGUUGGACUUAUAACCUUGCUUGGCUGUGCUGAUGGUGACAUUCAAGACCUGCUAGAAUUGUCAGAAGAAUUCUUUUUGGUGCGUUAUCCAGACCAGGUUGCUCUAGAAAGAUUGUUUAGGGUAGAUGAUAUAAGGGUCGGUGCUACCUCUAGGAAAGCCAUACCUGCUUUAGUUGAUUUGCUAAAACCAAUUCCAGAUCGUCCAGGCGCUCCUUUUCUGGCUCUGGGACUACUUAUCCAACUCGCUAGAGAUUGCCCUUCUAACAAGAUUGUUAUGGUCGAAUCAGGGGCAUUGGAAGCUCUGACUAAAUAUUUGUCAUUGGGUCCUCAAGAUGCCACCGAGGAAGCUGCUACUGAUCUCCUUGGUAUUUUAUUCAGCACUGCCGAAAUUCGGAGACAUGAAUCUGCCUUUGGAGCUGUUGGUCAACUUGUGGCUGUCUUACGCUUAGGUGGAAGAGCUGCAAGGUAUAGUGCUGCUAAGGCCUUGGAAAACCUUUUCACUGCUGACCAUAUAAGAAAUGCUGAAUCUACAAGGCAAGCUGUUCAACCAUUGGUGGAAGUUCUGAACACUGGUUUGGAGAAAGAACAACAUGCUGCUAUUGCUGCACUUGUUAGGUUGCUAAGCGAGAAUCCAUCUAGAGCCCUAGCUGUGGCAGAUGUUGAGAUGAAUGCUGUAGAUGUUCUUUGCAGGAUCCUCUCAUCCAACUGCUCUAUGGAAUUGAAGGGAGAUGCCGCUGAACUGUGCUGUGUUUUAUUUGGAAAUACAAGAAUUCGAUCCACAAUGGCUGCAGCUCGCUGUGUUGAACCCCUUGUUUCUCUCCUUGUAAGUGAGUUUAGUCCUGCUCAUCAGUCUGUUGUCCGUGCAUUAGAAAAACUACUAGAUGAUGAGCAACUAGCAGAGCUGGUUGCUGCACAUGGUGCAGUUAUCCCUCUUGUUGGCCUCCUCUAUGGUCGGAAUUAUUUGCUUCACGAGGCUAUCUCCAGAGCUCUCGUAAAGUUGGGUAAGGACAGGCCCGCUUGCAAGAUGGAAAUGGUGAAAUCUGGGGUGAUUGAGUGUGUGCUUGACAUCCUUCACGAAGCUCCUGAUUUUCUAUGUGCCGCUUUUGCUGAAUUACUGAGAAUACUCACCAAUAAUUCUACAAUUGCUAAGGGUUCAUCUGCAGCAAAAGUAGUUGAGCCUUUGUUUGUUAUGUUAACAAGGCUAGACUUUGGGCCUGAUGGACAACACAGCACUUUGCAGGUUCUUGUUAACAUCUUGGAGCAUCCGCAAUGCCGUGCCGACUACAAUUUAACAGCUCACCAAGCUAUAGAACCACUAAUCCCUUUGCUAGAUUCCCCUGCUUCUGCUGUUCAGCAGUUGGCAGCUGAGCUUCUUUCUCAUGUUCUUCUGGAAGAACAUCUCCAAAAGGAUCCAGUAACACAACAAGUCAUUGGUCCUCUUGUGCGAGUUCUUGGGUCAGGUAUACCUAUUUUGCAACAGAGAGCUGUGAAGGCACUGGUUGGGGUUGCUCUAACUUGGCCAAAUGAAAUUGCCAAAGAGGGUGGUGUAGCUGAGCUGUCAAAAGUAGUGCUACAAGCUGAUCCCUUACUUCCUCAUGCCUUGUGGGAGUCUGCGGCUUCCGUUCUUUCGAGUAUUCUGCAAUAUAGUUCAGAGUUUUAUUUGGAAGUGCCAGUAGCCGUGUUGGUGAGGUUACUUCGUUCGGGUUCUGAAAGCACAGUAGUGGGUGCACUAAAUGCCCUUCUGGUGUUGGAGAGUGAUGAUUCCACAAGUGCUCAAGCAAUGGCUGAAAGUGGUGCAAUUGAGGCUCUUUUGGAGCUUCUUCGAGCACAUCAAUGUGAAGAAACUGCUGCGAGGCUGCUUGAAGUGCUGUUGAACAAUGUCAAAAUUAGAGAAACAAAAGCAACCAAAUCUGCAAUCUUGCCAUUAUCGCAGUAUCUGUUGGAUCCACAAACCCAAGGUCAACAAGCUCGACUCCUGGCUACUCUUGCUCUUGGUGAUCUAUUCCAGAAUGAAGCUCUCGCUCGAACGGCAGAUGCGGUUGCAGCCUGUCGGGCAUUAGUGAAUUUGCUUGAGGAUCAGCCAACAGAAGAGAUGAAGGUUGUAGCUAUAUGUGCCUUGCAGAACCUUGUUAUGUAUAGCCGGUCUAAUAAAAGAGCCGUUGCAGAGGCUGGUGGUGUCCAGGUGGUGCUGGAUCUGAUCGGUUCUAGUGAUCCGGAAACCUCAGUUCAAGCUGCAAUGUUUAUCAAAUACCUUUUCGCCAAUAAUACCAUUCAAGAGUAUGCUUCAAGUGAGACUGUCAGAGCUAUUACUGCUGCAAUUGAGAAAGAAUUAUGGGCUACUGGAACAGUGAGUGAAGAGUAUCUGAAGGCUUUAAAUGCGCUCUUUGGUAACUUCCCCCGUUUGAGGGCGACAGAACCUGCUACACUGAGCAUUCCCCAUUUGGUUACAUCUCUUAAGACUGGUUCAGAGGCAGCACAAGAAGCUGCCUUGGAUGCAUUAUUCCUUCUCAGGCAAGCUUGGUCAGCAUGCCCUGCAGAAGUCUCUCGAGCACAAUCAAUAGCUGCUGCUGAUGCUAUACCAUUGUUGCAAUACCUGAUCCAAUCUGGCCCCCCUCGGUUCCAGGAGAAGGCAGAAUUCUUAUUGCAGUGUUUGCCGGGGACACUAAUGGUGAUAAUAAAGCGAGGCAACAACAUGAGGCAGUCAGUGGGCAACCCUAGUGUUUAUUGCAAGCUGACACUUGGAAAUACAGAACCUCGACAAACUAAGGUUGUAUCUACGGGUCCUAAUCCCGAGUGGGAUGAGAGUUUUGCGUGGUCCUUUGAAAGCCCUCCCAAAGGACAGAAACUUCACAUAUCAUGCAAGAAUAAGAGCAAAAUGGGGAAGAGCUCAUUCGGAAAGGUCACAAUCCAGAUUGACCGAGUGGUGAUGCUCGGUGCCGUGGCCGGCGAAUAUACUUUACUGCCAGAGAGCAAAAGCGGACCUUCAAGAAAUCUCGAAAUAGAAUUUCAAUGGUCCAAUAAGUAGAGCCCUUGAUGCGGGAGCGAGCAUACUACUAGUGUAAAAGGAAAGUUGCAAAUUAGAGCAAAUACAUGAUAAAUCUUUUUGUUUUCUUCAAAAACCAUUUUUCCUACAUAUUUAUUUGUAACAUUGUAUAUAGUGGUUAGUCAUCGAGUUCAUAAUUCUUUUGUAGUUUUGCAUUCGAAAUUGGAAUGUUCAUUUGUUACUCAUUUUUUUUUUGUAUCGAUAAUGUGUAGAUCUCUUACGAUAUUUUGUACUCAUUACUUGUGUCAACAUCUCAAAGUUAAAAAGUGUGUAUAAUGAUGUUUGGGGUUUCAUUAAUUAGUUGAUC